Messenger RNA from Cotesia glomerata, 780 nucleotides. RefSeq names its product muscle-specific protein 20-like. NCBI's taxonomy places the organism in Eukaryota, Metazoa, Arthropoda, Insecta, Hymenoptera, Braconidae. The coding region runs from base 132 to 680 and encodes 182 amino acids. The transcript is spliced from 5 exons. The record is from RefSeq and is a predicted model, not a curated record. Gene Ontology annotation, molecular function: protein binding.
CAGCAGCAUCACACUUUUUCGCUGCUUGCGCUCUCAGUAUAAUCUCAACCUUUAAAAAAUAAAUUGAUCAGAAUUAUCGAAUUUUUGCACCUUUACUUUUCGCGUAAAAAGUUUAAUUUUUGAUUUUAAAAAUGCCUGGACGUCCCUUGUGGCAAGUAGCUGGAAAGCGCGAACCGGAACAGGAAGCCGCGGCACAGAGGUGGAUUGAGCAAGUAAUCGGUGAGAGGUUUCCACCCGGUGUCCCUUACGAAGAAGCUCUAAGGGAUGGAAUAAUAUUCUGCAAGCUAAUGAACCGCCUAAGACCAGGAAUAAUAACCAAAAUCAACAUAUCCGGUGGCGAUUACAAAAUGAUGGACAAUCUUAAUCAGUUUCAAAAAGCCUGCAUUAAAUAUGGAGUUCCGGAUGUCGAUUUGUUCCAAGCUGUUGAUUUGAUGGAGCGAAAAAAUAUCGCACUUGUUACCAAUACUAUCUUCGCUAUUGGACGCACUACUUACAAACACCCAGAAUGGCGCGGACCUUGGUUAGGACCAAAACCAUCAGAAGAAAACAAAAGAUACUUCACAGAAGAUCAACUCCGAGCAGGAGAAGCUGUAAUUGGCCUUCAAGCUGGCUCCAACAAAGGAGCCACUCAAUCAGGCCAGAAUUUCGGUGCCAGCCGUAAAAUCCUUCUCGGAAAAUAAAUAGCCCUAAAAUAUUCGCAAAUAUAUACCUCGCGUGUUUUUUUACUAACAGUUAAUUUAAAAAGUGGAUGUAAUUAAUAAAAAUAUGUAAAAAAAAUUA